AUGACCACACUUGCACAGCGUAUGAGACAAGCAGCGGAUUUUAUCAACCGUGCUCGUGGAGAGGAGACUCCAGAUGGCAGUCCUCUUGUGGCAGCUCGUAAUUAUAUUACCGCAAUGGAGAUUAUCGCUACUGUUGGUGAUGAAGUUCCCAUUGAUAAUGUUGAGAGCCGUCGUUUUUUCUUAUACCAACUAAGACAACGAAUGGAAAUGUAUUACGAGCGUGCCAGGUUGUUGCUUGAUGUAGCGGAAGAAAGCGGUCUAAUCGAUAAGCCAGCGGCAGAGGGUGGAUUGCAGGCAGCGUUGCAGUUAUUAGGUAGUGGAACUGCAUCCCACUCGUCACCAUCACUGCAAAGCCCACCCGAACUCUUCAACAACAACAACAAUAACAACGGCGGGGGAGGUGGCGACUUAAAUAUGGUGGGUGACAAUUCAAAGGGCAUGGUGAUGGGUAUUCCCCUUGACAGCUCCGCCACACACGAAGAGCCACCAGUGCAGUAUUACUUUUCACAGCCACCACAAAUCCCAACUGUAGUAUCACCUCAAGUGCAGGGCACAGAUUCUAUUGACGCACUUCUGGAUCAGUUCACAUUUAGUGAUGAGAAGAAAAAGUGA
Messenger RNA from Trypanosoma theileri, 612 nucleotides. RefSeq lists its product as uncharacterized. The transcript has a single exon. The record is from RefSeq and is a predicted model, not a curated record. The coding region runs from base 1 to 612 and encodes 203 amino acids. Lineage: Eukaryota; Euglenozoa; Kinetoplastea; Trypanosomatida; Trypanosomatidae.